AAUAACCAAUAAAACAAGGACAAUAAAUCCUGAUUCCUCAAAAUAGUUGCAGAGUUUUGCAGUUUCCAUGGACAGCAUUUUGUUACCGCGGCCCUUGUUUCAUCACAUCAUCAUCAAGUCAAGGAUUCAUGGAUUUGUCAGCCCUCCUCAGAGUGUAGAAUUUGGGCUAUACAGGCAGAGGUGGUUAAGUUCUACUUGUUGGUCUGUUGGGUUGUCAGGAACUGGAGCUGGAAAUCUGUCUGAUGAUAGUUUUUUGAAGGAAAAUGAGAAUGGUUCUUUGUUGGGUGCAUUUGAUGAGUCUGGUUCAGCUCCAUUUGGGACACUAGAUGCUGAAAUUACACCUGAAACUAUUGAUUUUUUCGUUAGCGAUGCAGAGGGUGAUCCUGACUGCCCAACUGAGGGCUUCUCCUCCAUUGAGCAAGCACUCAACACAUUACGCCAAGGAAAGUUUGUGAUUGUCGUUGAUGAUGAAAGUGGAGAUGUUGAAGGAAACCUCAUCAAGGCAGCAUCUCUAAUAAGUUCUCAGGAUGUGGCAUUUAUGAUUAAGCAUGGCUCAGGAAUUGUUUCUGUAGGCAUGAAAGAAGAGGAUCUUGAGAGACUGAAUCUUCCUUUGAUGUCUCCAGAAAUUGAAGAUGAGGACUUUUCUGCCCCAACUUUCACAAUCACAGUGGAUGCAAAAUCUGGCACAUCUACUGGAGUUUCAGCUUCAGAUAGGGCAACUACUGUUCUUGCUCUUUCAUCUCCAGAGUCUAAGCCAGAAGACUUUAGAAGGCCGGGACAUGUUUUUCCCCUGAAAUAUCGCAACGGUGGGAUUUUAAGAAGGGCUGGUCACACUGAGGCUUCUGUUGAUCUGCUUCUGUUGGCUGGCCUGCGGCCAGUUUCUGUUCUUUCCACCAUUGUUGAUCCAAAUGAUGGUUCCAUAUCCUCAUUGAUUAGUUUAAGGAAGUUGGCAUUGGAGCACAGCAUCCCAAUUGUCUCAAUAACUGAUCUGAUCAGGUACCGGCGAAAGAGGGAAAAUUUGGUAGAAAGAACAGCCAUUUCUCGUUUGCCUACUAAAUGGGGUCUAUUUCAAGCUUACUGCUACCGCUCAAAACUAGAUGGAACUGAACAUGUAGCCAUUGUGAAGGGAGACAUUGGAAAUGGACAAGGUGUUCUUGUAAGAGUUCAUUCAGAAUGUCUAACUGGGGAUAUAUUUGGGUCAGCUAGGUGUGAUUGUGGCAAUCAGUUGGAUUUGGCAAUGCAGUUAAUCGAACAAGCUGGUAAAGGAGUUGUUGUUUACCUUCGAGGUCAUGAAGGAAGAGGGAUCGGCCUAGGCCACAAACUUCGAGCCUAUAAUUUGCAGGAUCAAGGUCAUGACACCGUUCAGGCUAAUAUAGAACUUGGUUUAGCUGUUGAUGGUCGGGAAUAUGGCAUUGGUGCCCAGAUCCUAAGAGAUUUAGGGGUUCAAACCAUGCGGCUAAUGACAAACAAUCCAGCCAAGUUCAUUGGUUUGAAGGGAUACGGCCUGGCAGUGAUCGGCAGAGUUCCUAUCUUGACACCCAUUACAGAUGAAAAUAAAAGGUACUUGGAAACAAAACGUACCAAGAUGGGUCAUAUUUAUGGCUCGGAUAUAAGUGAACCAUCGUCUGGAUUCACCAGGUCAACUAUAAAUAACACAGAUUCACCAGAGGAGGAACAAAAGAAGGAAUGAUUUAUGGUCAUUACAAGCUCAUUCUGUAAUUUAUAGUUCUUUGAUUUUGAUUAUUAUUAAUUCAUUCUGUAGUUCAAACACAUGAUAUAAUAAAUAGCAAAAUAGA
Molecule: messenger RNA, 1796 nt
Organism: Pistacia vera
Lineage: Eukaryota; Viridiplantae; Streptophyta; Magnoliopsida; Sapindales; Anacardiaceae
Product: monofunctional riboflavin biosynthesis protein RIBA 3, chloroplastic-like
Exons: 7
Coding region: 68-1690 (540 amino acids)
Biological process (GO): riboflavin biosynthetic process
Cellular component (GO): cytosol
Molecular function (GO): 3,4-dihydroxy-2-butanone-4-phosphate synthase activity; GTP cyclohydrolase II activity
Source: RefSeq, a predicted model, not a curated record